AGAUAAGUCGAAUAGAAUGUCUGGUAAGUAUACGCACUCCUUAAAUAUUUUUCUCGCCAACGGGUAAUGCAGCAUCCACCUCAUGCUGAAUUCGUGUCUUAUCCAGAGGUAUAUUUGGUACCGCUCUGUUUUCCCCAAGUAGGUAAAAGGUCCCGGUCUACACCUUUCAACCUCUUUAACGGGUUGCACUUUCAAGUUAACACCAGCGUUGUGUGUUAGUAUUAAAAAAUUCCUCUUCACCUCAGUCAUUAUAUGAUUAACAAUCUCAGGGUAUUUAAACUCCAAACCUUUAGCGUUGACCAUGUUCCGCAUAUCAGCCUCCAAAAACCUCGACAUAGGAGUACUUGGACACCUCUCGGCAUACUUCCUAAUCUUUUUAUGCGACUUAUUCAACUUGGGCACCUCAGGGUACAACUCCGUGAUUUUGUGCCUCAACUCCUUCACCUUAGUUUGUCGUGUGUACUCAGCUUGAAAGUCCAGAAGCCGCUGCUCCUUAAUUUGCUGAAUGUUAAAUUUUUUCAGCAAAUCUUCCGAUACGUGGUGUCCCACGCAUGUCGCCAGUGGUAAAGGCACAUACUUUGUCCUUGCGUGUACCCUGCAUUUGCCGGAGACAUCCACCUUUUUCUUGUCCUUUGUGUUCAUUUUUAGGGUUAUAACUCAAAAUAUGACGUAUGUUAUAACUUGUCAAUUGGGAUAAAUUAGAGUUAAUUUAACAAAAUACAUGUAAAAUUAUUAGGACAAUAUGGAUAUCUGUUUUUGUAACUAUGUAGCGAAAGAAGAUCUUCUUGGAGUUUACAAGACUAUUUUAACGUUUCUGGAAUCACAAAAUUUCAAAGAGACAGCCAAAACCUUCAAGCAAGAAUGCCUUACUUUUGGUGUGGACCCUCUAAACAAAACAUGUUCCGGCACUGAAUCCUUAGAGUCCGCUCUGGAGCAAGUGAUGAAGACUUUGAAGAAAAUCGAGUACACCAUAUUGAACAGCCAAAAAGAGUUGGAUAUAUCGAAUAUUCUCGAAGAGAUUGCUCACAAAAUCAAGAAGAAGAAUGUGGAAAUUAUUGAGUGUGAUGAUAAUAAAGAUAUCAAGGCAGAAGCACAACUUGCAAUUGAAGAACCUACCAAGAUAGAAUGUAUCACGAACCUGGAUUUUUCUAAAUUAAAAUAUGACAUGGGUAAUAGUAUAACGGACGUGCAAAUGCAACUACUAAGGGCGUUAAGAUGGGGCAUAUUAGAAAAUAACAAAGAAGAACGGACUCUAUUCCUGGAUUUACUAAUCAAAAACGAUAUACUGCAACUAAAAUCACCAGAUGAAAAUUUUGUGGGCUUCUUUUUGAAAACCAACAGAGUGCUGCACCUUCAAGAAAGUAUGUGCAGAUUAGUGAAUACCAUAGCAUCGUUAAAAUCUGGACGAGAUUACCUCACAUCCACGGAUACUUUUAUACAAGUAGUUUUGUUCCCCAACCUACUAAGGCAAAACAUAUCCAACAUUUGCAAAGAAAUGCUUAUUGCGACUCUUCAAAAACUAUCUCUUAGAAGUGCUUCGAGAUACCUGAUGAUAAGGUUUGGUAUGCUGGAAUUCAUCAUCGAUUUUCUCGAUGAGUCGGCCGACAAUGCCUCUAUAUAUUGCUUGGAGUAUUGUUCGGCCCUGUUGAUGAAUCUUUGCUUGGAACAGGAGGGAAGGGAUAGAUGCGCCCAAAUGGCCAAAAAUGUUGUGGCGAUCCUGAAAAAAUUGCUAUUGGGUGAGAUGGCCUGUUGCUUGCCUUGCGUCAAUGGAACACUGUUCAGUAUUUUGGUGGAUAAAAAGGUAAAUGAGGAGGCUAGGGUGCAGAAAUUGGACCAACUAUUAACAUACAUUGCCAAAACCUCUGAAGAUGAAAGUAUUCAGAAGCAAAUUGGUAUAAUACUUUAUCUGAGAUUUCAUGGUAAUGUUGAACCUUUAUCGGAGGAUAUCACUAACCAAGAAUUGGAGAACGAGGAGGAGUUUCUGGAGAAGGAGUUGGAUAUGGGUGAUGUAACACAUGAUCAAAACUAUAAAGCGAUCCUGCAACCAUAUGCAAUAAAGCUAAAAAACCAAGAAGAGCCUCACAUUGUAUGGUUUUGCAAGCCAAUGACGCCAGCCUGUGUUAAAAGUAAAAUUUACGUUUCGCGAAGCACAUAUCCAGAACAAGAUAUAUCAUCAAAAAAUAAUAAAAAAUUCAAACAGCAUUUAGGGUAA
Brassicogethes aeneus is the source of this 2212-nucleotide messenger RNA. NCBI's taxonomy places the organism in Eukaryota, Metazoa, Arthropoda, Insecta, Coleoptera, Nitidulidae. The record is from the annotation of a GenBank genome assembly.